Molecule: messenger RNA, 5973 nt
Organism: Plasmodium vinckei vinckei
Lineage: Eukaryota; Apicomplexa; Aconoidasida; Haemosporida; Plasmodiidae
Product: conserved Plasmodium protein, unknown function
Exons: 12
Coding region: 1-5973 (1990 amino acids)
Source: RefSeq, a predicted model, not a curated record
AUGCAAUAUAGUUCAAGGUCCAAUCUUCAAUUUAUAAAAAAAGAUAUUUUUUGUUUUAUAAAAUGUAAUUAUAUAUGUUUUGUUAAUUUAUUGAAUUUAGAAAAGAAAUAUCUAGGGGUGAUAAGCAAUGACAAUGUUGAUAUAAAUAGAGAAUAUGAGAUUGAGGAAAUAAAGUUUUGUAAAAAUAAAAAAGAGGAAGAAGUAAAAGAAGAAUCUAAUAAUGAUAAUAAAAAAACUAAUGAAAUAAUAAUAAAAGUUGAAGAAAAUUAUAAUAAAAAAAUAAAUAAUUUAUAUAAUAUUCAUAAGUUUAUAUGUAAUGAAAAUACCAACUCAUUAAUAAUUGUCUUAAGUAAAAACAAUGAACAGGUGGUAUAUCAUCUAUUAUUUAACGAAAAUGAUAAUCUUGAAUCCUUUAAAAUAAAUUUUAUCAAAAAAUUUGAAUCACCUAUAAAGUGCAUUGAAACAACACAAGAAUACAUUUUUGUUUUAGCCAAAAAAAAAAUAAAUAACAUACAUAAUGAAACCUGUAGAACUACAAAUCAAAGUAGAUGCCAAUGCGGGAAAAGUUCCAGCGAAAUUUCCAACGGGUUCUUUGAAUAUUCAUUGCAAAUCUUUGAGACAGAAAAGAAAAAUAGUGAACCAAAAAAAGUGAUAAUAUCAAGUUCUUUAAAAUUAAAAAAACUUAUGAUAUGUCCAUAUGAUAAUAGUAAAAUAGUUAUACUUUCAAGAAAGAAUAUCAUAUUUGUUAAUUCAAAAAGUUAUAAAACAAAAAUAAAAGAUACAAAUUUAAAAGAUGGAGAUUAUUCUAAAGAACUUAUUUUUAAUAGCAAUAUUGUUGCAUCUACUUGGCUUGAUUUUUAUGUAUUUGUUAUAAGCUUAUCAAAUAAUCAACUACUUUUUUUUAACUUUCAAAAUAAUACAAGACAUUUUCUUUUUAUCAAAACUUUAAAUAAUUACUCAAAAAUAACUUAUCUUUUAUACAAAAAUGGAUUCCUUUUUAUUUCCUUCACUACAAAAGAAAUAGUUUGUUUCAAAGUUAAUUAUUCGGUAUUGGAUUUGCAUGCCUUUAAAAGGACAAACUCGAUCGAAGGGAACUACCUAAAUGUGAAGUACCUAUUUAAAAAGAAAAAUAAAGUGGCAGUUAAAAAUGGAAAAGUAAAAAAUAGUGGCAACGUAUUAAAUGCAAGUGUAAUUUCUAAAGAGGAUGGAAAAAAUUGUGAGAAAAACAUCAAAAAAAAAAAAAAAGAAAAGUAUAAAAAUACAUUUAAUAAUAUACUUAAAGAUAUAGAAGAGCUAGAACAAAAGUUAAACACAGAAAGUAGUUUCAUUUUAAAACAUGAUGAAAAAACAAAAUGGAAUGGUAAUACUAAUGUUGGUAGUGGUGAAGAUACAAAUUUAAGUUUCAACGAAUUAGAAUCGGAAGAAAAUAAUAAUAAAUGGAAAGAUGAUGAAAUAAAUUGUUUUGAAAUUGAAAAAAAUAAAAAAGACAAAAAAAAAAUAUACUUUAAUUUAAAAAAGAAGAAAAAAAAAAUGUUUUUUAAUUUAAGUUAUAGAAGUAAUAAAGUAACAGAUAUUUUAAAAUAUAUAUCAAUGAUAAAUUUACAAAAAGAUAUAGGAAGUAAAAUAUAUAGUUUUUUCAUUCAUUAUAAUUAUCUAUUGAUAUUGUUAGACAACGGAAUAAUAUAUUAUAACAAAAACUAUGAUGAACUGAAUGGGGAACUAAAUAAUAUAUCCAAUUUUUAUUACUUAACAAGUAUCUGUUUACAUAAAAUUAUAAAUAUAAAAAUAAAUAAUAAUGGAAAUAUAUUCAGUCUAGAUAAAGCUCAUGUUUUAAAAUAUUAUUCACUAAAAAAAUCUGAUUUAAAUAUUGUUCAUACAAAUCAAAAAAUAAUUUUUUUUGAUAUUUUCCCUAUCCUUCAAAAAUAUAAUUGUUUAUUUAUUUCGUUGGCAAAUGGUUCUUUUUAUUUUACAAAUAUAAACACCAAACAAAUUUUAUUAUAUGAUGAAAUUGAGAAUAUUUUAAAACGAAAAAAUAGAUGGAACAAUAAUUGUGUAUCUAAAAAAUAUAUAGAAUGGGCUUAUUUUAAUAAGGUUAAUGAUAAUGUACUAAAUGGCUAUUUAAAAAUAAAAAAAAAAUUUUAUUUCUUUUAUUUAAUUUAUUCUGAAUCUCAUGAAAAAUUUUUUAUAUACAUCAUUCACAAACUUAAUAUAUAUAAAAUUUUAAUGAAUAUUAUAGUAAAAAAAAAUGUUCAAAAAAGAAAAACGGAUUACACACAAGAUCUUACUAUUUUAAAUUCUUCUGUGUAUAAAACUGAAGAUAGCGAUUAUAUUUGUUUCACAAUUUCUGAACAGUCAGGUAAUAAGUUUUAUAUAGUUUUUGUUAAAUUAAUUGGAGAAAGAGAUAUAUUGGAAAAAAAGACACAAAAAAAUAUAAACAAAGAUAAAGAAAUCAAAUACUAUAAUAGUACAAUUAUAUAUUAUUUAGAUGUUCAAAAUAUAAAUGUUGUAUUUUCAAAAGUGAUAGGUAACUAUUUAGUUAUAGUAGACAAAUUUAUGAAUAUAACUUUUUAUUUAUUAACAAAAAGCCAUUUUCAAAAUGUGUCGACUCAUAAUGCACCCAGUGUAUUGGGUCGAGAAAAAAAAGAAAUAGAUAAAAAUGAAAAGAAUACGAAAUAUUUAACAACCCAUUAUAAAUCCUAUGAAGACAAAGUUGAGAAUUUCUUCUUAACAAGAAUAUCAAAAAAAAAAGUAAAAAAUAACGGCAUCAAAAGGGUAGAAGCAGAAAAUGUUAGUGAGCAAGUAGAAAAAAAUGAUGAGCGUGAUGAGUGUACAGAAAUGCAAACAAGCAUGAUUGAUGUAUUUCAUAUAAACUUGGGUAAAGAAAGUUUUAGAAUAAAUAUUCAAAACAAUUUUAAAAUUAAAUUCAUAAAUGAACAAAUGAGCAAAGAAGAAAACGAAAUAUGUUCUAUUUAUAUUAUCACGGAUACAAAUAUUUUAAUAAAAUUUUCUUUUAAUUGUAUGGUAGACACAUUGGAAAAUAUAAAAAAUAUAAGCAUUAAGGCAUAUCCUUAUUUGGCUAGUUUAGAUUUUUUUUACAGCUAUAAUUACAAAAAUGAAAUGUAUGAUUUUAUUUUAAAUGGCGGUAAGUACUUUCACUUAGAGCAUUUUGAAAAGGAGGAAAAAGAAAAUUCAGGAUCAGACUCCAUCCCUAUUUUAGAAGCAAAUAGAAACGAAUUUUCUGAGUCAAAUAAUGUAGAAAAACGUAACAGUAAACAAAAUGAUAAUUCAAUGAUACAAAAAAAUAGCAUUGUAAAUUUUCAACUUAACAAUAAAAUAAUGCUUGAGAAAAAAAAUUAUUUCUAUAAAAAUUUGAGUGUCGUAUUUUUUAAAAUAUGUAGCGCUGCAUUGCAUAAUAAAAAACAAGACAGAAAAAAACAAAAGAAAUUCAUUGAUACUAUAGAUGUGAAAGAUGAAGUAAAAUGUAAGCCACUGGAUUUCUUCUUUGAUGAUGAGACAAUAAUUUUUACAUUUACAAAUGAAAAUGAUUAUAACAUAAACUUAUAUGAAUGUUUAAAAAAUUGUAAAGAUAAAGAAUAUUUAGACAACUUAAAUAAACAAGAAAAAGAGGUGAUUAGCCAAAUAAACAAAUUAAGAAUCAAAUUAAAAAAUUUAAUAAAAGAAAAUAAAAAAAAUUAUAAUGAUAUGAAAUUAAAUAGAGAAGCAUUUUUUUUUGAUAAGAAAUAUAUUAACGAAAUAGAAAUUAUCAAAAAUGAAUAUGAGCAAAUAAAAAAUUAUUUUGAAAUAAAAAAAAAAGAAAAAGAAAAUAUUGCUAAUAUAUUAAAGACAAAAUGUGAUAUAUUUGAUAAAGUAAAUUUUAUUCAUGGUUUUCGUAAAGGGCUUUCUAUAACAAAUAUGUACAAAAUUAACGAGACAAAACAAGCAGAAGAAAUAAAUGAAUCUCCAAACAAAACUAGAAGUAUUGUCUAUAAUAUUGGAAUUUAUAGCAAGUUCAUAAACAAAAUAAAAACAUUAAGAUUUUUACAAAUAAAAGAAAUGUAUUAUAUGCAAAAUGUAGAAAAGAAUAAUAGUUUAUAUUGUUUAAAAAGCCCUAAAAAUUACAUUGAUGAAUAUCUCGAAAAUUUGUCUUCUCUUUUUUUUGUACAUUAUUAUUCAUACAAAAAUAUAAAUUUAAAUUUUUUAUAUUCAAAUUUAUUUAAUUCAACUUAUAAAGAUAAUGAAACGCAGGCUUUACAUUGGAACUAUCUCUUAUAUUACCCUUAUGAGCUUUUUACAAGUUCAAGAAAAAAAAUGCAAUGCUUCAUUUUGCUUAUUUUGAUUGAGCAGGAGAAAUUAAAAUUUUAUAACAAGUUCACUAUUUUGAAAAAAGAAAAAGAAAAUUAUUUUGAUGAAAUAAAAUUAUUAACAAUUAAAUUAAAACAAUCCAUAGAAGAAAUAAAAGAUUAUUUAGAACAUCCUUAUUCAGAUAAAAUAGAUCUAAAACUAUUUCAACAAGAUAUAUUUGAAAUUGUAAAAACAUGUUAUACAGACAUUGUUAAUAAUAAUCUCGACCCAAAAAAUAUUUUAAAAGACUGUUUAAAUAAAAUAAAGUUCCAAAAUAAUAAGAAAAAUCAAAAUCGUCAGCACAUAUUUGAUAAUAAUAAUAAUAAUGAUACUAUUACAUUAAAGGAAAGCACAUCGGACGAGUUUAUAAAUCAAAAAAAAGAUGAUGUGUCACUAAUUGAGGACGAACCUGAACAUGUUCAGAAAAUUUCGAAAAUAACUAAAAAUGAUGAACAAGAGGAAUCAGAACAAUUAGAAUAUUAUAACAAGAAAAAAGAGGAUAUACGAAAUAAACUCAUAGAUAUAAAAAAUUAUAUAUAUCAAAUAAAUAACCAGUGCAACGAGUUCAAUGAAAAGUUACAACUAUUGAAGAAGCAAAAGGCAAACACACAUAAGCAAAUUAUGUUACACGAAUUUUAUUGUAUCUCUAUUUAUUCUCUUUUAAAAAAUGAGGAUACUAAAAUGGGUGUUUUAAAAAAAUUUGAAAAUAAACAAAAUAAAAUCCAAAACAAUUUAAAAGGACUUUCCAAUUUGAUAGCUACUUUAAAGGGUCAAGGGACAAGUGAUAAAAUUUUAAGACAAAAGAAAGGGGAUCUAAUAUUGAAAUAUAAUAAAAUCCUAAAAUUAAAUGAGUCUAUAAUUGAAAGAAAACAAAAUUUUGAAAAAAAAUUUCUUCAUGAAUGUGCCAAUUUUGAUGUUCUCAUGGAACAAAGAUAUGAAAAUAUUAUCGGAUUUGAAUACGAUUCAAAGAAAAAUAUUUUUUUAAAAAAAAAAGUUAUUCAAAAACAUAUAUUAGACACUAACCAGUUAAUUCAGAAAAUUAUUGAAUUACAAAAAAAUAUUAAAAAUGUAAAGAAAGAAAUUUAUAAGAACAAAAUAAAAAAUGAUUAUUUUAAAUUUUUAAUAAUGGACAUAGAUGAAGAAGUUAAUGAUGUUAAAUAUUUGAAGGAAAACUGUGAAUUCUUAUUUUGUGAUAUAAAUAAUGUCAUAAGUUCUUUAGAGACGAAAAAGAGAAACAAGGAAGCCAUGUUCCAAUUAUCUGAGCAAAAAUUACGUGACAAAAUUAAUAAUUUAAAUUUGAAAAUAUCAUCAAUAAAAUAUGAAAACACCGUGCUCGGUGAAAAUCUAAAAAGCUUAGUUGACGAAAUAAAUGAAAUAAAGGAAAGUCGAGGGGAUAACAACAAAAUUUUACUUGACGAAGAAAUAAUAGAGUGGUUAGAAAAUGAUGAAAAAAAAAAUAAAAAUGAAAAAAAUAUAACAGAUAUUAUCCUAAGGGGACCAUGUGAUGGAUUUUUAAAAAAUUUACAUACGGAUUAUAUUGAUAAUACUAUAAAAAAUAUUGCUAAAAAAAAAGGACUAGGUGCAAAGGAAAUUUAUGAAAAAAGUACCCUACUGAAAAAGUUUUACAAAUAG